CAGUAUCAUUUUUAGGUCUGAUUAAUUAGUAGCGCGAAGAAUGAUUCAGUCCUGAUGUAAGAAUUGAAUUUCGCGCGAGUACAUAUCGCAUAUCCAAUGAUGCUGAUAAAGGGCUACAAAACGCCACUAGGUGCAGAGACUAUCUCCCGUGGCCUUAGUUGAGAAAAUGUACUGGUCGCAAGGAUUGUGGCCCUCCAACUAAUUAAUUAUGUAAAAUGCCAGUAAUUUAUGGUUUAGGCAUUUGUGUUUAGCGGCAUUCAAAUAAUUAUAUUUCUUGUCCAAUAUACUUGAUAACUGGAGUAUUUUCAGUACUUACGUUGGUCAUACUUUUUACCAUAUAGCGAAGGAGGUUAUGUUCAUUUGUUUACAUUAUUAGCGACAUGUGAAUGUAAAUUACAAAAUUUUUUCCCGAGUCUUUUCUCCGUCCCCCAAGUCGUGAAAUGAGAUGUUACGCAUGUAUAAAAGCUCUGAAGUAAACUAUCCGGAUAUUUUUUAAUGGUGUAUCUCAUUUUCAUGUGUUGUCAUCUCUGCAAACGCUCAAUAUGAUUAUUAAUUCACUACAUACAUGUCUGUGUUGAAGUUGAUAUCAGGUUGUAAUUUAUCUAUCCACCCUCACAUUCAAUACUAUUUAACACAUUUUACAUAAUAUAUCAAUUACAAUCAUAUUUUUUAAGAUGAUUUCUAAAAUGCUAUGCUCGCAAGUUUUAAGAUCACGGUUUUAUCAAUCAGCGCCAAUUCUAUCCAGGUUUUAUACAGUAGACUCUGUCAUCACCGAGUGGUCUAAGAAAUUUCAAGAAGCUGGGAUACCAGACCCUGAAAGCUCUGUUAGAAAUAUUGUUGCUCAUGUCCUGAAUUUACCGAAGCUUGGAGAUAUAUAUUUGAAGAUGGACGAGAAUCUGAAGGAGAAUCAAUAUGAAAAAUUGAUACCCUUGUUCGAAUGUCGACUCGCUAGAAUGCCAGUACAGUACAUAAUCAAAGAGUGGGAGUUUCGAGACCUACGUCUGAAGAUGGUACCACCAGUUUUCAUCCCAAGACCAGAGACAGAAAUGCUCAUCGACAUAGUUAUGAAUAAUUCUCCCGCUCUCAAUAGUAUUCUUGAAGUUGGAUGUGGGUCUGGGGCAAUUUCCAUCGCCUUGCUGAGGUCUAAUAGCAAUCUCCAGAGCAUUGCGAUUGACCAAAGUGAAAAAGCCUGUAAGUUAACCAAAGAGAAUGCAGAUUUGAAUGAAGUAUCCGGAAGGUUGAACGUGCUGCAUGCUAAAUUGACAGUAGAGGGAGGUUUUCAGCCAGCAAGCAGUGAAAAAUUUAUUUUCGAUCAAAAAUUUGAUGUCAUUGUCAGCAAUCCUCCUUACGUCCCUUCCUCAGAAGUUCUUACUGUGGAGCCAGAAAUAUAUCUAUAUGAGGAUCUACGAGCAUUAGAAGGUGGGAAAGAUGGACUUAAAAUCAUAAAACCGCUUUUAACUGCAGCUUCAAAACUUCUGACAAAGAACGGUCUGAUAUUUUUGGAAACUCACUACCAUCACUCGAAGCUGAUCUCUGACUGGAUCAACCUCAACCCAUCUCUUAACCUAGAGUUUGUUCAAACCUUCAAGGACUUUUGUGAAAAAGAUAGAUUUGUUCAAAUUCGCAAAAUAAGUUGAUAGUGGUUUAUUUUGAAGUUCUCGUGAGCAUAAUUGUUUUUUUGAAAACGCACUGCCAUGAACCAUUGGCUGUAACAUUGGUUCAGUAAGUUCUGAAGUUCCUUAAAAGUGUGUUUUGAUGGUGGUGUUAAAUUGUUACAUCCUGAACAGACCAAAUUUGGUAUCAGGAAUUGGAUGAUUCAGAGUCGCUGAGAGACUAAGUCCGAGUAUCAUGCGAGUAUCACAUGGAUCAAUGACGCCAUCAUCCCAGAGCCUGGAAAAAAAAAUGAUAUCUCUCAGUCCUUCUUUCAGUCAUUUAUAAUU
This is a messenger RNA of Bemisia tabaci, 1940 nucleotides long. RefSeq names its product HemK methyltransferase 1 (gene HemK1). Lineage: Eukaryota; Metazoa; Arthropoda; Insecta; Hemiptera; Aleyrodidae. Gene Ontology annotation, biological process: protein methylation. Gene Ontology annotation, cellular component: mitochondrion. The record is from RefSeq and is a predicted model, not a curated record. Gene Ontology annotation, molecular function: protein methyltransferase activity; nucleic acid binding.